CGCGGAUCUAAACGCCCCUUGACUUGAAGUGCGACUGACAGCACGUAGGCAUAACUUGUGGUAAUGUUUUGAGUAGUUAAUAAGUGCGCAGUAACUGCUAGCGACCUUUACGCACCGAGGGCAGUCCGGGUGUCGGUCUUACAAAUGGCCACCAUUGUCUUUUGCUCGAUAAACAAAACGGCUCAGGCUACGGCGAGACGAUGUUGGACCCCACAUUUAAAGGAGCUUGCUAGUGCUGUGGGGCACCGUGUGCCGCUCUCCUUCACGCACAGUCCGCUUCUGCUCCCGGCAACGAGAUGGUGUUCCAGGGGUACUGGGGUAAGGUUUAUGUCCCAUGGGACCUCAGGGAGAGCGGCGUCUGGCCGCGCCAGAAGGGGAGCCCUGGCGCUCAGUGGAGCCGCAGCAGCAGCGGCGGCGGCGGCGGUGGUGGGAUUUUUGGCCAACGCCAACCACUUCCAGCGCGCAGAGAUGGCAACGAGGGUUUCCCAAUCCGCCGAGGAGAAGGAGGCAGACAAGGAGGGGGGCAUCCUGGAGAGAUGCCUGGGCUUCAUGUCGCCCCCAGUGACGGACGUCAGCGUGCUGCAGGAGACGAAGGCGGAGAUGCGCACGAGGAUGGAGAUGCUGAUCAUGGAGACGCAGGCCGAGUUCUGCAGAGCCCUGGAGAAGGUGGACGGUGGGACGUUCAAGGUGGACCGGUGGGAGAGGAAGGAAGGUGGUGGGGGAAUCAGCUGUGUGAUGCAGGAUGGAAAGGUGUUUGAGAAGGCAGGGGUCAAUGUGUCAGUGGUGUUUGGAAACCUUACCGAGGAGGCAGCGAGGCAGAUGAGGAGCAGAGGGAAAGUCCUCAAAGGAAAAGAUGGUAAACUACCAUUUUGUGCCAUGGGUGUAAGCUCAGUUAUCCACCCCAAGAAUCCUCACAUACCCACAGUGCACUUCAACUACAGAUACUUUGAGGUUGAAGAGGAAGAUGGCACUAAGCAAUGGUGGUUUGGUGGAGGCACAGACUUGACCCCAAUAUAUAUUAAUAAAGAAGAUGCGUUUCACUUCCACAACACCCUGAAGGAAGCUUGUGACAAGCACCACCCGCAGUACUACCCCGACUUUAAAAAAUGGUGUGACAGAUACUUCUACAUCCGCCACAGAGGAGAAACCCGGGGUAUAGGAGGGAUCUUCUUUGAUGACCUGGACUCGCCAAGUCAAGAAGAGGUGUUCAACUUUGUCAAGAGCUGUGCCCACACCGUGGUGCCCUGUUACCUGCCCAUUGUGUACAAACACCUCAACGACUCCUUCACUGCCGAGGAGAAGGACUGGCAGCAGGUACGACGAGGCAGAUAUGUGGAGUUCAACCUGGUGUAUGACAGGGGAGUGAAGUUCGGCCUGGCCACGCCUGGCUCCAGAAUUGAGAGCAUCCUCAUGUCCCUCCCCCUCACGGCCAGGUGGGAGUACAUGCAUGAGCCUGUCGAAGGUACCCAGGAGGCUGAGAUGAUGGAGGUGUUAAAAAACCCCAAGGAGUGGGUGUGAGGUUUACGAGUCAGUGUGCACAGCAUCCAGGAAACAGUCUUUUUUUUUAUAAAGGUGCGACUUGUUUGACUGGAUCAACAGCAGUUUCAAGUUUUUAAAUAUAAUGUGAAGUUUCUCUUUUAAUCUGUGCCAUUUUUCCUAGGCCUGUUGAUCACGUUUCAUCAUAUUAGCCUUUAAAUACAGAAAAAUGUAAUAAUAAUGAGGCAGCUUUAUUAUUCUUCAGGGCCUGGUACAGUAAACAAGACCAAAUAAUGUGACUUCCCGUGUGACUGCUUUCAGGUCAUCUCACUUUGGUGAUGUGCUACUUUUAAGAAGUUGCUAUGUUUUUAUGCCUUGGCUAAAUGUGGUUUGCUUUACUCUUCUUUAACAUUGAACAAAAAGGGAAAAUAGAGACUGUGGGCCACAGUAUUUGUUUGUUUGGCAGAAAAAUUAAAUCCUUGACGUUUAAAUGUG
Messenger RNA from Betta splendens (Siamese fighting fish), 1971 nucleotides. It is a transcript of the gene cpox, whose product is annotated as coproporphyrinogen oxidase. Gene Ontology annotation, molecular function: coproporphyrinogen oxidase activity. The coding region runs from base 145 to 1518 and encodes 457 amino acids. Lineage: Eukaryota; Metazoa; Chordata; Actinopteri; Anabantiformes; Osphronemidae. Gene Ontology annotation, cellular component: mitochondrial intermembrane space; cytoplasm. The record is from RefSeq and is a predicted model, not a curated record. The transcript has 7 exons.